This is a messenger RNA of Durio zibethinus, 2394 nucleotides long. NCBI's taxonomy places the organism in Eukaryota, Viridiplantae, Streptophyta, Magnoliopsida, Malvales, Malvaceae. The record is from RefSeq and is a predicted model, not a curated record.
CUGAAAGUCUUCAGUUAAACGAGCUUCGAAAGCCUAAAAAAGCUAUUUAUGCACAUAAAGAAACAUACUCCUCUGAUCCUUUCUUCCGUAUUUUCAAUCCCACCAAUGAUAAAAAAUUACAAUUGUGUUGAGCGCCGGAUUUUGUCAUUUCCGGCGGUUCAUCCGUGCGAAGCGGUUUCUCCAGCAACUCUUCUCGGCUCCUUAAUCACUCUUUCUCAAAAUAUCAACAAUUACCAAUCAAAAUUCUUAGCCACCCAAAGAAGAAAUGCCCGGGAAACGAUUCGCCAAAUUGGAAUCCUCCUUGUGUUUUUCGAGGAAAUUCGCGAUCGUGGUUUAAUUGUUCCAGACUCGGUUGUGCUUUGCUUAUCCGAGCUUCAUCUUACUUUCCAGAAAAUUCGGUUCUUGUUGGAGGAUUGCUCGCGAGAAGGAGCAAGGGUAUGGAUUUUAAUGAAGUCAGAGUUGGUGGCCUCCCAAUUUCGAGUACUUAUUAGAACUGUUGCUACAGCUCUUGAUGUUUUGCCAUUGAAUUUGAUCGAUGUUUGUGGCGAAGUGAAGGAAUUGGUAGAGUUGGUAGCAAAGCAGGCAAGGAAAACGAAAAUUGACAUUGACCCUGAUGAUGAAAGAGCCAUGAGACGAGUUCUUUCAGUUCUGAACCGAUUUGAGAAGGGAAUUCAGCCUGAAUUUCAUAUUUUGAAAUCGGUUCUUGAUUAUCUUGAGAUCAAAAGAUGGAGUGAUUGCAACAAGGAAAUCAAAUUCUUGGAAGAAGAGAUUAGCUCUCAAUGUGUUGAUGGUGAGGAAAGAGAGUUACCAUUUCUAAGUAGUUUGUUGGGGUUGAUGAGCUACUGCCGGGGAGUUAUUUUCGAUACAUUGGAUAAUCAAAAUUCUGAUCAAUCAAACGUAAGAUGCAACGUGGAGAUACUCAGUUGCUUGAAUCCUGAAGAUUUUCGCUGUCCAAUAUCACUCGAGCUAAUGAUUGACCCGGUGACUGUCUCAACUGGACAGACAUAUGAUCGGUCUUCGAUACAAAAAUGGUUCAAAGCAGGGAAUGCGAUCUGUCCCAAAACAGGGGAGAAGCUAAAAAACACAGAGUUGGUCCCGAACACAAAUCUCCGCAAGCUAAUCCAUCAGUUUUGUGCAGAUAAUGGGGUAUCUCUUGCCAAAACAGGAAAGCAAAGUCGCGACAUAACUAGGACAAUUAUUCCAGGCAGUCCAGCAGCUGCGGAGGCAAUGAAGUUUCUGUCAAAGUUUCUAGCAAGAAAGUUGAUUUUUGGACCCAGUGAGCAGAAAAACAAGGCUGCUUAUGAGAUUCGUUUGCUUGCUAAAGCAAACAUUUCUAAUAGGUCUUGCCUGAUUGAAGCUGGAACGAUCCCACCUCUUUUAAACCUCCUAUUUUCUUUCGAUAAGUCCAUGCAAGAGAAUGCAAUUGCAGCUUUGUUGAAGAUCUCAAAGCAUGCUAGUGGCAAGAAAGUGAUUGUUGAAAGUGGGGGAUUGAGAUUAAUUCUUGCAGUCCUUAAGAGGGGUAUAAGUUUGGAAGCAAGGCAAAUUGCAGCUGCGACAAUAUUUUACCUCUCUUCAGUGAAGGGAUACAGGAAAUUGAUCGGAGAAAUGCCUGAGGCAAUUCCAGCACUUGUGGAUCUGAUAAAGGAAGGUACGGCAUGUGGGAAAAAGAAUGCACUGGUAGCACUUUUUGGACUUCUUUUAUAUCCUGGAAAUUAUCAAAGAGUGCUAGAUGCUGGAUGUGUUCCAUUGCUCCUUGAUAUUCUUCUAGCUUCAUCCGACAAACAUGAGCUUGUAACAGAUUCAUUAGCUGUUCUUGCAACCUUGGCCGAGAGUUAUGAUGGAACAUUGGCAAUUCUCCAGACUUCAUCUUUGCCAAUAAUAACCAGGAUUUUGCAGUCUUCAACAUCUCAAGCAGGGAAGGAGAAUUGUGUUUCAAUCUUACUAUCUUUGUGUUCCAAUGGUGGUGACGAGGCCAUCGCUGUUUUGGCUAAGGAUGCUUCCAUCAUGAGUUCCCUAUAUUCGCUUAUAACAGAUGGCACAACUUAUGCAAGCAAGAAAUCACGCUCACUGCUAAAGAUUCUUCACAAGUUCCAUGAAACAAGCUCAUCUGGACAAGGGUGUCAAGCAUUUACCCAUGAACAAUCAGUUCAUACUUGGUAGUAAUCCAGAAUUCUUUUCAUUUUCUCGUGUAAAUAUAUACUUACAUACGUUUUCGUAUGUGGAUUCCUUGAUCUUUUUAGUCAUUAAGAUUUGAAUCUCAGGACGUUAGCUCAGUUUUUGCAAGAGCUAAUGACUGCAAAUCAUACUUUUUAUUAGUAAUAUGUAAUAAAGCUUGGACAUGAAAAUUUGUAUCAUGAUUCUUUUAUAGCAAUAAAUGAUUAAGAUUGUGUGAGA